UCGCAUCACAGCCUCUCCGGCAGGCCCUUCGCCAGACCUUUGGAGCUACCAGACAAAUAUACGGCGCACCGAGACGACCAGUACGGCUCACAACAUGUCGCAACACCUUCCAGCAACAACGCAACGCCAGCUCAUUCUCGCAGAAUGCUCGCAAUCUCUAUUCCAAGCACCCGAUCUCCGUCUCAGUGGCAGUAUUAGCAAUGGCCUGCGGCGUAGGCGGCAUCGUGUACGCAAACUACCUCUACCAGACCUAUAUCCUCGAAUCAUUCCACAAGUACCCAGAGCCCGUGGCCCAAAAGCUCCGGAGAGCACUGUACUUCACCAACAUCGAUCUGCAGCCCAAGGAAGCAAUCAAGUACUACCGACAAGCCUUGGAGGUCGCGAAUGAGCUUGAGAUGGAUCCUUUCAGCGAUGAGAUUAUUGGCGUGAAGAUUCAGGUCGCAGCAUUGAUGGAGAGCAUUCAGCAAUGGCGGAGGGCGAUCGAGGUGCUGGAGAGAGUGCGUAGUGACAACUUGGCUUGGAUAGAACAAUUCGGUGUUCUGGAACGGAACAAGAAGAGGCGUACAAACGUGUUGGCCAAGACGGUGGGCAUUUCGGUCAAGCUGGGAGAGCUUUACGGACAACCCGCAAUCUGGGAUCGUGACAUGGCGCAGGAGAGGCUUGUGUGGGCAGUGGAGACAGUGCUUAAAGAGCAGACACGACGGCAGAACGGCAAUGUCAAGGACCAGGACGAGGGAACUUGGAUGAGUGGGCAAGAGAUCGGUGCAGCUCUGGAAGCGCUGGCGCACAGCUACGAGGAGAAGGAGCAGCACUAUCUCGCUGCGCCUCUAUUCCUACAAGCCCUCAACUUGUAUCCCACAAAAGACUGCCACUCGGUCGUACUCAUGAACAAUCUAGCCUCGAGUCUCGCCCAACAAUCUCCACGACUAGCCCGCGAGGCAGAAGCGUACGCAGCGUCUCGGAAUAUCAACGCUAAGCCCACGGGUCCGGCGGCAUCGAGGGAGAGCAUGGCCGAGAACGCGAAGAUGUGGGCACAGAAGGCUCUCGACAUCGCGGCGAGCAUCACGCCACCGGUCAGGAACGAAGAGUGCGAUAUGGGAUGUGCAGUGGCUACGCAUAAUUUGGGAGAGUUUGCUGAGAUGAGCCAGAACUAUGAGGAGGCGAAGAAGCGGUACGAAGAGGCUAUCGCGCUUUCGAGGGCGAUUGGGUUCGAGGAGGGCGUCGAGCAGAGCUCUGCCAGACUGAGGGAUUUGAAGAAGGUGUGA
Messenger RNA from Zymoseptoria tritici IPO323, 1265 nucleotides. RefSeq lists its product as uncharacterized. Gene Ontology annotation, molecular function: misfolded protein binding. The transcript has a single exon. The coding region runs from base 201 to 1265 and encodes 354 amino acids. Gene Ontology annotation, cellular component: i-AAA complex. NCBI's taxonomy places the organism in Eukaryota, Fungi, Ascomycota, Dothideomycetes, Mycosphaerellales, Mycosphaerellaceae. The record is from RefSeq and is a predicted model, not a curated record. Gene Ontology annotation, biological process: protein quality control for misfolded or incompletely synthesized proteins.